Molecule: messenger RNA, 712 nt
Organism: Centruroides sculpturatus (bark scorpion)
Lineage: Eukaryota; Metazoa; Arthropoda; Arachnida; Scorpiones; Buthidae
Exons: 7
Coding region: 62-697 (211 amino acids)
Source: RefSeq, a predicted model, not a curated record
UUUUUUUAAAUUUUAACAGAAUUUAUUUAAUUAUGAAAUCUUUUAGAAUAUAAAAUAAAUCAUGUACAAGAACUUAGUUUAUUUAUUUCUAAUAGCUGCAACUAUAUCUGUUUACUUCUUGUUUUUCAAAGGAAAAGAUUAUAAUUCUUAUUUGGACUCGAAAAAUCUAAAACAGUAUAAAAAAACAGAAUUUUGGACUUCUAUGAAGAAUUCGAAAGCAUAUCAAAAUGUAAUAGAAAGGGUGGAUAUUGGAUGGAGUUCUCUGUUUUAUGAUUUAUAUUUGUCUAAAGUUUGCAUAUUACAACAUCUUUUGCAACUUUGGCUAUGGCUUUUCACAGUUCGACCAAUUGUGAUUUUGUUUCUUACAAUUGCUACCAUUCACAUUAUUUUAGAAAUGCCUAUAGAGAGAACUCGUGGAUUAUUCAAAGGAAAUUACGGUACAAAAUCUGCAAUUGCAACUUAUCCAUUAAACAAGAAGAAAAGAAAGCCAAAAAAAGAAUCUUUGAAGAAAAAACGAUUAAAUUCAUUAAAUGCUUUUGUAAGAAAAUAUAAUAGAAGUUUCACUAAAGCUUUCAUUGAACUUAAUACAAAAUUUGAUAAACUUAGCAAAACCCUGAAGAAUUACUGUAAAUUUAAUCAGGAACAAAUAACAUUUUUGGAAAGAAGAGUAAGUAAUUUUUAUCUUCAUAAGAUCUAAUUUAUCUAAAAUCCA